Penicillium cataractarum is the source of this 1479-nucleotide messenger RNA. Its product is annotated as ribosome biosynthesis protein RRB1. Gene Ontology annotation, molecular function: protein binding. Bases 1 to 1479 code for a protein of 492 amino acids. The transcript is spliced from 3 exons. The record is from RefSeq and is a predicted model, not a curated record. NCBI's taxonomy places the organism in Eukaryota, Fungi, Ascomycota, Eurotiomycetes, Eurotiales, Aspergillaceae.
AUGUCAAAGAGAGCUGCGGAUGCUGCCGACGAGCAGUCGGCCGCCCUCAAGGCCGGCGAGCGCCCAAUGGUCGACGCUCCCGCCGACGAAGUGGGGGAGUUUGAAGACGAGUUCGAGGAUGAGUUCGAGAGCGAGGAUGAAAUUCUCGAGGCCGGUGUGGACGGUCGCCCUGACGCUGAGCGUGAGGAGGAAGAGAGAGAGGCCAUGGACGUUGACAAGCAGACUUUCAUUCCUGGACGGACGAAAUUGGCGCCCGGAGAGACUCUGUCGCCCGAUCCCUCGACCUACGAUAUGCUGCACACUCUGAGCACACCCUGGCCUUGUCUGUCCUUUGACAUUGUGCGCGACACGCUGGGCGAUAACCGAAAGACUUUCCCCGCAACCGUCUAUGCCGUUGCUGGUACCCAGGCCGAGGGUUCUCGCGCCAAGGAUAACGAGCUGAUGGUGCUCAAGAUGAGCGGCCUGAGCAAGAUGGAGCGGGAGGGUGAGGACUCGGACGAGGAGUCGGACUCGGAUGACGAUAUGGGCGAACCCAUCCUCGAGCACAAGUCGAUUCCCCUCGGCUCAACAACCAACCGCAUUCGCUGCCAUCAGACUCCUUCCCAGUCGGCCGAUUACUCGAAACCUCCUCAAACGCUGACUGCGACUAUGCUCGAGAACUCGCAAGUUCUCAUCCACGACGUUACCGCCCACCUCGCCAGCUUCGAUGUUCCUGGCACCGUCCUUCCUCCCUCCGCUUCCAAGCCCCUCUCUACUCUCCGCAUGCACAAGUCUGAAGGUUAUGCUCUGGACUGGUCUCCGCUUCAGCCUCUGGGUAAGCUGUUGACCGGUGAUAAUGACGGUCUGAUUUACGUGACCACCCGUACCGAGGGCGGCGGCUGGGUGACCGACACUCGGCCUUUCACUGGCCACCAGUCUUCCGUGGAGGAGCUGCAGUGGUCGCCGAACGAGAAGAACGUGUUUGCCUCUGCCAGCAGCGAUGGCAGUGUCAAGGUCUGGGACGUGCGAUCCAAGUCUCGCAAGCCCGCUGUGGACGUGCACAUUUCCAACACCGACGUCAACGUUAUGAGCUGGUCGAACCAGACAUUCCACCUUUUGGCAACUGGUGCCGAUGACGGCCAGUGGGCCGUCUGGGAUUUGCGUCACUGGAAGCCCAACGACGCUGGUCGCAUUCGCGCCUCUCCCGUCGCAUCCUUCGAUUUCCACAAGGAGCCCAUCACCAGCAUUGAGUGGCACCCAUCUGACGACAGUGUGGUGGCUGUUGGAUCUGCUGACAACACUGUCACUCUAUGGGAUCUGGCUGUCGAGUUGGAUGACGAGGAGAGCCGCCAGGCAGGCAUGGCCGAUAUUCCUCCCCAGCUUCUCUUCGUGCACUAUAUGGAGUCUGUCAAGGAGGUGCACUGGCAAGCGCAGAUGCCAGGUACGCUGAUGGCGACCGGUGGCAACGGAUUCAGUGUCUUCAAGACCAUCAGUGUCUAG